Molecule: messenger RNA, 513 nt
Organism: Penicillium brasilianum
Lineage: Eukaryota; Fungi; Ascomycota; Eurotiomycetes; Eurotiales; Aspergillaceae
Source: the annotation of a GenBank genome assembly
AUGGCUUCUUUUGCGCGCCCGUCGCUGCUCCGACAGACUCUUGCGACCACCCGGUCGCCCCUCCUGCGCCAGAAUGUCGGUGUCUCGCAGGUCGUCGCCUUCCACGCCUCUGCCCGCAAGCAGAUCCUGCCCCCGUUGCCUCAGUCGAUCGAAGGAACCAUGAACGACCCGGUUCCCGUUCCCAGCCCUCACCCCAUGGAGGGUAGCUAUCACUGGACUUUCGAGAGAGCUGUCUGCGUCGGCCUGAUCCCCCUCAGCAUUGCUCCUUUCGCCGCCGGCUCCCUCAACCCCGUCAUGGAUGCCAUCCUCUGCUCCCUCCUGGUUGCUCACUCCCACAUUGGUUUCCAGGCCGCCAUCAUCGAUUACUUCCGCCCCCAGCGUGUGCCCAAGUUCAACUCCGUGUGCAACUGGCUCCUCCGCGCCUUCACCCUGACCACCGCGGUCGGUCUGUACGAGUUUGAGACGAACGACGUUGGUGUUACCGAGGCUCUGCGCCGGAUCUGGAACGCAUAG